Molecule: messenger RNA, 1864 nt
Organism: Triplophysa rosa
Lineage: Eukaryota; Metazoa; Chordata; Actinopteri; Cypriniformes; Nemacheilidae
Product: phospholipid scramblase 1-like
Exons: 10
Coding region: 359-1138 (259 amino acids)
Biological process (GO): plasma membrane phospholipid scrambling
Cellular component (GO): plasma membrane
Molecular function (GO): phospholipid scramblase activity
Source: RefSeq, a predicted model, not a curated record
AUUUCUUACAAUAAGUGGUGGGGACAAAAUUGACUUUGGCAAAAAGUGGUGGGGACAUGACCCACACACCCGCCCGCAAAUUACGCCUAUGUUUCCAUGGAUAUAAAUAACUAUACCCGCACUUCCGCAUGACCGUCAGACAAAACGUUCACAAUCUUCACUUUCUUUUCAUAUUUCGGUUUUCUUUCUGGCGUUUAUUCACUUUUUGCUUCAUGCAAGGGGUGUGAACUCCACAAUCAGAAGUUUGUUGUCCAUGGGAAGGAAACUCGUGUUGCGCUUGUAAGCAGAAAAAGUCACAGAGGAGGCACCAGAGUGGCUGACAGGACUUAAGACAAACAGCUCUCUUUUGUGGAAUAAAAUGCAGCCAUCCACUAUGGCAGAAAAUAAUGUAUAUCCUACCCCACCGUAUGGCCAGGGACCACCCCUACCAGGACAAGUUCCCAUGCCCAAUCAGAUUUCAAUGAUGCCAGUUCCAGAAAGACCCGCUGGCUGCCCCCCAGGACUGGAGUACCUGACCCAGAUUGAUCAGCUCCUUGUUCAGCAGCAAGUCGAGCUAGUUGAAGUUAUAUUGGGCUGGGAGACGAAUAAUAAAUAUUUGGUGAAGAACAGCAUGGGCCAGCAGGUGUUCUAUGUAGCUGAGGAGAAUGACUGCUGUAACAGGCAGUGCUGUGGACCGAUGCGCUCCUUCGUCCUCCAUGUUCAUGAUAACAUGGGACAGGAAGUUAUGACGCUCUCACGCCCUCUGAAGUGUGCAAGUUGCUGUUGCCCCUGUUGCCUGCAAGAGCUCGAAAUCCAGUCUCCACCAGGCACCCCGAUUGGAUAUGUGAUCCAGAACUGGCAUCCGUUCCUUCCCAAGUUCACAAUACAGAACGAGAAGAGAGAAGGAGUUCUGAAGAUUGUGGGGCCGUUCUGUUCUUUCAGAUGUUGCGCUGAUGUGAACUUUGAGGUGCUGUCCAUGGAUGAGUCAACCAAGGUGGGAAGAAUCUCCAAACAGUGGACUGGUCUGGUGAGAGAAGCUUUCACUGAUGCAGACAAUUUUGGAAUCUGCUUUCCUUUGGAUCUGGACGUGAAGAUCAAAGCUGCUCUUUUUGGAACAUGCUUUCUCAUAGAUUUCAUGUUCUUUGAACAUAAGGAGUAAUUCAUAUACUGCUGGAUUUCAUGUACUGUUCUUCCUUGUAAUCCUCUAUUUUGAAUUCUGCACUUCUAGAUGUUAAUCAUCGAUUCAAAUAAUAAACAACAUAUGUACAUGUGAUAUGAACAUGUUUUAUUAGGGCAAAAUUACAUCAUGAAUUGUACAGUAUUGUAACACUACCACUAGGUGACAGCAGUUACUUUUGCAGUAACACUGACAGUUCUUAGUACCAAAACUGAAGCAUCUGCCAAAAAGAAUUACCUACAAGUCAAGCUAUAAUUAGUUUAUAAUUCUAUAUUAUAAACAUGGGUGUUUAGAUACUGCUAAAGCACUGCAAUUGUAUUUAAACAUAUACUGUAUGUUAUUCUUCAUUAGCCAGUUUGCGUUUUGAUCAUGUCUUAUCAAAAUAUUCAUUCAUUCUAUGCAUAAAUGUUUGUACCUAUGUGUAAUAGAUAUUUUUGCUAACACCACCUGCUGUCAACAUUUUAUUCUUUUUAAAAAUGUGUUAGAAAAUGAUUGCUUACAGGUAAAAAGGCUUACAGGUUGUUAUAUUAAGCGGUUAACAUACACAUAAAAAUGAAAUAGAGACGUUAUUAUCAUUAUUCCAAAUAACAUCUGCAGUUUCUUGUAGCACCUUCUGUCGCGUAUAGUCUCACAGUGCUCAUUAACCAUUUUGUAGGUUAAGCAGACAUUUGAUAAUGAUGACAUAUCCCUUUUACCUUUACUUUAUUG